AUGCUCCCUUCGUUAGUCAGAUCGGGUGGUUACGUUUGGAAGUUUACUCCUCAUAUAACCUCAACCCAGAGGGUCAAUUUACGCAAAAGAAGUGAACAAGUAGAUGCCAACAUUGAUCAAAUAUAUCGUGGUUUAAUUCAACUGCAACAAGAUGACAAGAAAAUGGGUGACAGAACAGGAUACCCCAAGAUCGACCAUUUGAAAUUUGAUAUGCCUAGAUUCAACGAAAUGAGCAGUCGGGAUAAGUACACCACAUUCAGCAAACAUUCGCGUGAUUACAGAAAACCGAUUCAUAGGGUGCCUAAAUGGACCAAAUUAUCAUUUAGAGAGAAUCCUAAACACUUUUAA
Molecule: messenger RNA, 348 nt
Organism: Lodderomyces orthopsilosis Co 90-125
Lineage: Eukaryota; Fungi; Ascomycota; Pichiomycetes; Serinales; Debaryomycetaceae
Product: mitochondrial 54S ribosomal protein mL60
Exons: 1
Coding region: 1-348 (115 amino acids)
Cellular component (GO): mitochondrial large ribosomal subunit
Molecular function (GO): structural constituent of ribosome
Source: RefSeq, a predicted model, not a curated record